GCAGAUGGCAGUUGGCCCGUGAUUCUUGUCGAGCCCCUUGGCCAGGAGCAGAGCACACAAUCGUUUCAAUCCAAAUUUCAAUCUCACUCCCUGCCUCCUCCUUUCCUCUUCAUCGCUGCUGUUCGAUAUUCGCUCUCUUUUGCUCUCUGACGACCUCUCUCUCCACUGCUUGCGUUUCCAUUCGGUCAUAACUCCACAGCCCCGGCCAUUUUCUCGUUGUUCUCGACAGAUCCCCCGAUUGGACGACGGCCCUCGGAUCCAUUGGUUCGACCCCACGAGAUACCUACCAAAACCACAUUCCCAGGCUCUGUGGACAUUCCCUCCGUCCUCCUCCCAGUCACCUCUGGACAUAACCAGCCCCCAUAUAUAUUCCCUCGAUAACCGCUUGAAACUCUCUCGACAUCUUAUCUGAUGAACCGAUUCCCUCCACCCCGCCGUGGUCCGUCGUGAUAUUCUCCCAUCUGGCCCACGUUGCUAGCCCUUCAGCAUGCGGUGGCGGCUGCCUGGUGCCCGGUCGACCCUUCCCGCCAGCGUCGCACUCCUUCUGAUCCCUGUUCUUGUCGCUCCGCAGCAGCUGCAUGAACACCACGAUGUUCCCUCCGCCGUAUCCGUCCCCCUAAGACCGACGGGUCACGUUCCCGUAUACCAUUCCCCUCCCUCCGCGUUGAACGUGAAGUCCAACGAUGCGAGCGCCCUAGCAACCCUGGCUCUGGCGGGCUCCGGCCGCGCCGUUCGAGCCCCUCCCGCCCAGGCCAGCAGUGCCUCUGCCGGCCUUGCACCGCAGCUGCAUGCGCGGUCGCUUCAGGACUGGGAGGUUGAGGACUUUGUUCUGCUGGCGACCGUCGAUGGUACCAUUCACGCUCGAGACCGCAAAACUGGAGCUCCCCGCUGGGCCCUCGAGGUUCCCAGUAGCCCCAUGGUCGAGAGCAUAUACCAUCGAGCGAAUCGCUCGAGCUUUGACAGUACUCAACCUGAAGAUGAUUUCAUCUGGAUAGUUGAGCCUAGCCAGGAUGGCAGUCUCUAUAUCUUCAGUCCUGACCCGCAUGCGGGCCUGCAGCAGCUCGGUUUGACCGUCAAGGACCUUGUGGACGAGACACCUUACUCCGGAACCGAUCCUGCCGUUACCUAUACCGCUCGCAAAGAAACCACACUAUAUACCAUUGAUGCUCGGACUGGUUCUAUUUUGCGAGUGUUUAGCUCGCGGGGUCCGAUUCCUUCGGGACCGGAGUGCCGCAAGGUUGAUGAUCUGGAUGCCGAUCCAGAGGAUUGUGAGUCCCCUUCGGGGACUUUGGUGUUAGGUCGAGUCGAGUAUGCCGUGGCUAUCCAAAACACCGAGACCGGAGAUCCGAUUUGUACCCUAAAGUACUCCGAAUGGACGACCAAUAACCGCGAUAUGGAUUUACAGAGCCAGUAUAUACAAACAAUGGACCAGAGCCAUAUAUAUAGUAUGCAUGAUGGAGUGGUUCUGGGCUUCGAUCAUUCUCAUAUGGAGCGCCCUCGAUACACCCAACGGUUCUCAUCCCCCGUGGUACGCGUUUUCGACGUUGCUCGCCCAAUCAGUGUUGACAAGACCGACGGACCCAAGCCUCUCAUUCUUCUCUCCCAACCACAGCAACCUCCCGAUCCAGACUACGGCUCCCUUGACGAACGCAAUGACCGCGUAUUCAUUGACUGCACUGAAGGGGGCGGCUGGUAUGCCAUGUCCGAAGACACAUACCCACUUGUCACUGGCAGAGCCAAGGUAGCCCAGUACUAUGAGAAAGACUACUUUCGCCGUGGAGAGCCUCUGAUGAGCUUGACGCCGAGCCAGCAAAGGGAUGCGCUCGCAGGCGUCCACUCUCUCAACAGCCCAAGGAUGCCUCGUCGUCAUAUCCCUAGCAUAUCAGGCUCGCCAUCUGCUGAUUAUUCCAACGAUACUCCGAGGGAAAUCAUCCGUAGCCCGUCAGAGCUGGCUCUGCCACCGGCCUUGCGCCACAGUGCAAUUAUCCGCAAAGGAUGGGACAAUGCGGUCGACAUUUUCGUCGUACUAAUCCUUCUCGUCUUUGGUACAUUUAUCUGGUCCAACACUCACAACCUAAAAGAGCUCGCCAAGCAAAAGAUGGACCUUAAAAACAUCAUCUCCGCGUAUGGGCAAGGGCCGCUGUCUACUCCAUCGACACCAAUUCUCGACUCACAUGGUUUAAAACGAGAGCCUAGCACAGUUCGUUCUGUGAAAAAUGUGACGGUCGAUAUCAACGUAGAGGAUGAGCCUCAAAAUGACGGAGAUAUGACUCCAAAACCGAGUAAAAACCGGAACUCUCUCGUGCCUGACAGUACCCCCAGGGUUCGCAUCCGCGAGCCCUCGCGAGACCCAGAUGGCGACGAUGACGUGGAGGAGCUCUCGCUACAAGAUGCAGACAAACCUGCUAAGAAGAAACGUCCCCGUGGCCGUCGCGGCGGCAAGAGCCACAAACGUGGAUCUAAGAAAUCUGAAGACAGUGUCAAAGAGGACUCCGAUCACGCUGAAAAUGGAUUGCAGCCUACAGCCGGGCUGGCAUUGACCCGUACUGCUUCCAACGAGGUCAUUGAGAUGGAUGGCGUCAUCCAGAUAGGUCGCUUGAAAGUUUUCACAACACACGUUCUCGGUCAUGGAAGCCACGGAACUGUCGUGUACCGAGGCUCAUUCGAUGGACGCGAUGUUGCAGUCAAGCGUAUGUUGGUUGAAUUCUAUGACAUUGCCUCCCAUGAAGUUGGACUUCUUCAAGAAAGCGAUGACCACAAUAACGUGAUUCGAUACUAUUGCCGGGAGCAGGCAGCUGGAUUCUUCUACAUCGCGUUGGAGCUGUGUCCUGGUUCUCUGCAGGAUGUAGUGGAGCGCCCAGGUGAUCAUCCCCAAUUGGUCCAAGGAGGCUUGGACAUGCCGGACAUCCUUCGCCAGAUUGUCGCCGGUGUACGGUACCUUCACUCGUUGAAAAUCGUGCAUCGCGAUCUCAAACCUCAGAACAUUCUGGUUGCUACUCCCCGCGGCCGCACCGGUACCCGGGGUCUCCGCCUUCUUAUCUCAGACUUUGGCCUUUGCAAGAAGCUGGAAGAUAACCAAAGCUCAUUCCGGGCAACCACGGCUCAUGCGGCUGGUACGUCUGGUUGGAGGGCUCCUGAACUGCUUGUGGACGAUGACAAGGAACCGGCAAUGAUGGGCUCCGAGUCUCAGCAUACCGAAUCCUCCGAGCCAGCAGUUGUGGACCCUCAGACCAAUCGACGAGCUACCCGAGCGAUCGACAUAUUCUCUCUGGGUUGCGUGUUUUAUUAUGUGCUCACUCGAGGCUGCCAUCCCUUUGACAAGAAUGGCAAGUUCAUGCGCGAGGCCAACAUCGUCAAGGGGAAUUUUAACCUUGAUGAGUUGCGGCUCCUUGGCGAAUAUGCGUUUGAGGCUGAUGAUCUGAUCCGCUCAAUGCUGUCGCUUGAUCCACGUAAACGUCCCGACGCAAGCGCCGUCUUGACCCAUCCCUUCUUCUGGAACCCCUCAGACCGCCUCAGCUUUCUCUGUGACGUUUCGGACCAUUUCGAGUUUGAGCCGAGAGACCCGCCAUCUGACGCUCUUCUGUGCCUCGAGUCCGUCGCCGAAGAUGUCAUCGGCCCGGAUAUGGACUUCCUAAAACUGCUACCGAAGGAUUUCAAGGACAACCUCGGCAAGCAGCGCAAGUACACAGGCUCCAAGAUGCUUGAUCUCCUGCGAGCGUUGCGCAACAAGCGCAACCACUACAAUGACAUGCCGGAGCAUCUGAAGGCCCACGUUGGUGGGCUGCCUGAGGGCUACCUGAACUUCUGGACUGUCAAGUUCCCAAGCCUGUUGAUGCGUUGUCAUGGGGUGAUUGUUGAGUUGCGGUUGACGAAGAUUGAUCGAUUUAAGAGGUAUUUUACGCCGGUUGAAUAGAUAUGUACAUCAGUGUGUAUGUGUGGAUAGUUUGAAGAUUAUUUAUUGCAUGAAUAUAACUUCUUUUAUGGUC
Messenger RNA from Aspergillus calidoustus, 3986 nucleotides. The record is from the annotation of a GenBank genome assembly. NCBI's taxonomy places the organism in Eukaryota, Fungi, Ascomycota, Eurotiomycetes, Eurotiales, Aspergillaceae.